AUGGAUUACUCGCAAGCGCAAAGCUAUGAGCAGCGCUUUCAUAGCAUCCUGAGCGCUGCAGAGGAUUUGUGGCAGGAUGUUCAGCCGGAGCUGCCAGUGAGGGGAAGUGACUGGCCCUGGGAUGAUGACCCAUUCAGCGGGAGCUUUUGGUCUAGCGGCGUCACGCAGGACACGAUGAGAACGGCGACCUCAGAUACGUACGACCAGUCAGCAUCGCCAUACGAUGUCACAUCGAACUUUGCCCCUUCCAAUCGACAAUGGACUGUAACUAGCGAUUCGGCCACUUCGACAUACAGCAAAGCCUUUCUUGCUACUGCCGCGUCCUCUGACUCUUCUUUGCUGGCGGUCACUUCGGCUCAGCCUACGCUGGCGCCCUCGUCGUUGUCGACCUCUUCCUCAUCUCUCUCAGCACCAUCUGCUUCUACGUCCUCAGACAGGAGCUCUUUACUUUCCUCGCCAGCCCCUUCCAGGUCGACGUCGGAUGGCCAUGCUCCUCACUCCAUCCCACCCCUCUCCACGCCUGCCAUCAUCGGCAUCGCAGCCGGCGCGGGCCUUGCGCUCCUCCUCCUCCUCAUCGCAUUGGUAUGGAUCUGCUGCACACGACGCCGAAAGCGGGGCAGCGAUGGCAGCAAGGACGGCGUACAGAUUGACCAGACUUGGCGCUCCGACCAGGCUUCAAUGAGCGACGCAGGCAUCGCAGGCGCGAGUUGGAGUGAGGUCGUUACACCUUACACUUUCGCUGCGCUCGGCCGUGGAGGGCAAGGCAUGGGCGGGGAUGGGGCGUCGCCAUUUGAUGGAGUGUACGGCGGCGUUGAGCAGCAGAUUGGCGUAGCGUUUGGGCGUGAGGCCCCAGCUAGCGGGGCGAUGCAACCGAAUGUGCCACCCCCUGUCAGGUCUCUCGUCGACGAGCAGGCGCAGCAGCUUGCACCUGCCCGCGUUAGCAGCAGUCUGAUGGGCCGUCCUACUCAUACACGAGGAGGCAGCGGGAACAACAUUUCGAGCUCGACCUUUGACUCGAGCGCGAGCGGCCAGACGGGCAGCACGGCUGUCGCGAGCUCGAAAUGCGACGCGCAAGUGAAGGGAGUCUCGCCAAUCACGACGACAAGCACAGCCAAUGUCCCUCCUGCGACGCUUUUCAAGAAGUGCUCCGCAGCAAUCGCGCCUACUGCAGCUACUCAGCCUCCUUCUUCGCCGCGUCACGAUCCGCGGAGCCGUCUCCGCUACCUCUCCUCGAUCUCCACAGCCUCGACAUCUUCCAGCAGCUCGUUCACCCACACAGAUGCCCAUACUCUUCCAGCAUACCAGCCUGCGGUCGCCUCUACGUCGCAGCCACGCCAGCUCUCUGGACCCGUCAAGGCGCUCGGAGCUCUGCGUGAUGAGCGAAGUGCCUUCCUAGAUGCGGAUCCUUUUGCUGGCAGGUCGUCCAGGGUCAGACCAGCUGAGGACGAUGAUAUGGCGAGCGUGUACAGCCGUGCAUCGAUGGAAGAAGUGGACCGAUCUGCGCUGCGUGAGACAUUUUCUGAUCCGUUUAGAUCUCGGGGGGAGUGGGCGUUCCCCAUUCCAAUCGAUUGUUAA
Jaminaea rosea is the source of this 1575-nucleotide messenger RNA. RefSeq lists its product as hypothetical. Lineage: Eukaryota; Fungi; Basidiomycota; Exobasidiomycetes; Microstromatales. The coding region runs from base 1 to 1575 and encodes 524 amino acids. The record is from RefSeq and is a predicted model, not a curated record. The transcript has a single exon.